Messenger RNA from Acaulospora colombiana, 1139 nucleotides. NCBI's taxonomy places the organism in Eukaryota, Fungi, Glomeromycota, Glomeromycetes, Diversisporales, Acaulosporaceae. The record is from the annotation of a GenBank genome assembly.
UGAAAGGCGGUCUCCGAAAGCACCUAAUCGAGCAAGGGCUUGAAACGAAGGGUGGGAAGCCCAAAGUCGAAGAGAUCGACGACGGCCCAAUAAAGACUCGUAGCGCAAAGGCAUCGACACAAUCUCCAUCGAAGAAAAAGGCAAAGGCAAAAGCCAAGUAUCAAAACGAUGACGAAGAUGACGAUGCAUAUUUUGCUCGAAUAGCAGACGGCCUAAAUCAUUCUGGUGACAAGGAUGUUGCCGAAAUGAAUCGGGAACACCAAUUGAAGCAAGCAAUCUGCUCUCAUCCAUAUCUCUUCGAUUGGCCAGUAGACAAAAACGACCAGUAUAUUCUGGAUGAGCAACUAGUGAACUCGAGUGGGAAAAUGCUAUUGCUCAAUCAACUACUCGAUGAACUGUUCCGAAGGAAGCACAAAGUCCUUGUGUUCAGUGAAUGCAAAAGCGAUUUUCUUCUAUUGACACCAGGUUUAGAGGACUGGGCAGUCGAAUUUAAGGGUUGGGAGAUCUGUCGAAUAGACGGAAAGACUAGUCCGCAUGAAAGAAGAUCAGAAAUGGAUCGCUUCAACGAAGGAGGGGACUCCCCAACUGCGCCCAUUCUAUUCCUUUUGAGCACACGAUCUGGUGGGCUUGGUAUCAACCUCGUGGAAGCUGAUACGGUUAUCUUUUAUGACCAAGACUGGGUGGGUAUCAUAAAUGUAGUCACCAGACAAAAGAAACCGGUGCUUGUUUUCCGCCUUGUUUCCCAGCAUACGAUCGAAGAAACAGUACUUCAGCGGGCCGCUGAGAAGCGUAGAUUGGAAGCGCUAAUCAUCGCUAAAGGUCAAACUACAAAGAGUAAAGAAUCCAUUCGUGAACUCGCCCAACAACUCCUGGAAUUGGAAGGGGAGAAGAUAAAUGUGGUCACCGAGAGUGAUCAGAUUAUAUCAGAUAAUGCAUUGAACGCCUUAUUGGAUCGUAGUCCUGAAGUAUUCUCUGGACGAAAAACAGGUUGGACCUCCAAGGAAGCCGUCAAAGCGACAGAUGGCAAGAAGAAGAAAGAGAAGGGUGAUGCCACUUUCGAGGUUUACGAGCAGAAGUUGGACGAAGCGUCAGAAGGACUUGCCAAACUUAUGGGAGAGGAUGCCGGCAAUUACGACUAA